Molecule: messenger RNA, 3808 nt
Organism: Cicer arietinum (chickpea)
Lineage: Eukaryota; Viridiplantae; Streptophyta; Magnoliopsida; Fabales; Fabaceae
Product: probable LRR receptor-like serine/threonine-protein kinase At1g74360
Biological process (GO): protein phosphorylation
Molecular function (GO): receptor serine/threonine kinase binding; ATP binding; protein kinase activity
Source: RefSeq, a predicted model, not a curated record
GGAGAGUCAUUUAGAAAAGGAUGACCAACAAAUAAAAACAACAACAAUCGUUCGUGUUCAUUUGUUCACUCUAUUCAUUAAAAUAAGCUUCUAUGACAUCACAGCAAAGAAAAUGGAAUAAAAAAGAAAGACAUAAAAUCAAUCCAUUCGCAGUUCAAUUUUUUGGGUCUAAUUCAACAAACAUCAUCUCAAUGGCUUCGACUUUAUCAUAAAAAAUAUUCACUUUCAGCUCUUUUUCUUUAUUCUUGGCUUACCAUCAAUUAUAGGACUUAUGAUCAUAGAAGGAAAACAAACAGAACAAGUGAAGGAUCAUUAAUGUCAGAACAGAAAAUUGAUUCAUGGAGCUACAUGUUGAUCUGUUUUUUGAUCCUUUUCUCAGGUAAAGUAGUUAUUGGAGAUUCAUUGGAAACAGACAAACAAGUAUUGUUGAAGUUGAAAUCCUAUUUGGAAAAUCAAACAUUUGCAAAUAGAGGAGAGUAUAUAAGAUGGAACAACAACAACAAUAAUUCAAAUCCAUGUGAGUGGUCAGGAAUAUCUUGCAGCUUAAUCAAAGGUAAAAAAUGGAGGGUUGUGAGUGUAGACAUCUCAGCAAGUGAAAUAUCAGGUAAAAUGUUUCAGAAUUUCUCUCAGCUUAGUGAACUCACAUACCUUGAUGUCUCUUUGAACACUCUCUCAGGUGAGAUUCCUGAAGAUUUAAGUAACUGUCAUAAGCUUGUGUAUCUAAAUUUAUCUCAUAAUAUUCUUGAAGGAGAGAUGAAUUUGAUUGGUUUGAAAAAGUUGCAAACAUUGGAUUUAUCUAUGAAUAGAAUUCAAGGGGAGAUUGAGUUGAAUUUUGUUGAUAAUUGUGAUAGUUUGGUUACUUUGAAUGUUUCAGAUAAUCAUUUUUUUGGUAAGAUUGAUAAGUGUUUUGAUAAGUGUCUAAAAUUGAAGUACUUGGAUUUGAGCACAAAUAAUCUAAGUGGUGGAAUUUGGAAUGGAAUUUCAAGGUUGAAACAGUUUUCCAUUUCUGAGAAUCAUCUUAGUGGGAUUGUUCCUUCACAAGCUUUUUUAAAGAAUUGUAGUCUUGAAAAAUUGGAUAUUUCAGUUAAUGGAUUUGUUGGUAAACCACCUAAGGAGGUUGCAAAUUGCAAGAAUUUGAAGAUUCUCAAUCUUUCUAGUAACAAUUUUAGUGAGGAAAUACCUCAUGAAAUUGGUUCAAUUUCUGGUCUACAAUCAUUGUUCUUGCAAAAUAACAGUUUCUCAAGAGAUAUUCCAGAUACACUUUUGAAUUUGAACAAUUUGUUUAUCUUGGAUUUGAGCAGGAACAAAUUUGGUGGUGAGGUACAAGAGAUAUUUGGUAAAUUCAAGCAAUUGAAGAUUCUUCUGUUGCAUGCAAAUUCUUACACUAAAGGGUUGAAUACAUCAGGAAUAUUUUCAUUGAGUAACCUUACAAGAUUAGAUUUAAGCUUCAACAACUUUUCAGGUCAAUUACCUGUUGAAAUUUCUCAAAUGACUGGUCUCACAUUCUUAACAUUAGGCAACAAUCUAUUCAAUGGAACUAUUCCAUUUGAAUUAGGAAAGUUGAUUAAUUUGCAAGGACUUGACCUUGGUUUCAAUAGUUUUAUUGGAAAAAUACCACCAAAUUUUGGAAACUUGAACUCUCUCUUGUGGUUAAUGCUAGCUGAUAACUCAUUAACAGGUGAAAUUCCAAAAGAGUUAGGUAACUGUUCAAGUUUGUUAUGGUUGAACCUUGCAAACAACAAACUCACUGGAAAGUUUCCUUCUGAAUUGACCAAAAUUGGAAGAAAUGCUAUGAAAACAUUUGAAUCAAAUAGAAAAAAUACCUAUGGUGUUAUUGCGGGAAAUAGCGAAUGUUUAUCGAUGAAAAGAUGGAUACCUGCUGAUUACCCUCCAUUUAGUUUUGUGUAUAGUAUCUUAACAAGGAAAAAUUGUAGAACACUUUGGGAUAGAUUGCUUAAAGGAUAUGGAAUUUUUCCUAUGUGUACAUUUGAUCCUUCUACUAAAUCAUCUCAUAAAUUUGGUUAUGUUCAAUUAAGUGGUAAUCAAAUUAGUGGUGAAAUUCCUUCAGAAAUUGGUAGCAUGAUGAAUUUCAGUAUGUUACAUUUAGGUGACAACAAAUUCAUUGGAAAAUUUCCACUUGAGAUUAGUGGUUUACCACUUAUAGUAUUGAACAUGACUAGGAACAAAUUUUCAGGUGAAAUUCCAAGUGAAAUUGGUAACAUGAAGUGUAUGCAGAAUCUUGAUUUAUCUUGGAACAAUUUCUCAGGUGAAUUUCCAACAAGUUUGGUUAAUUUGGAUGAACUUAGCAGGUUCAACAUUUCAUAUAAUCCUUUAUUAUCUGGUAAAGUACCACCAAGUGGACACUUGCUUACUUUUGACAAAGAUUCCUAUGUUGGUGACAAUCUUUUAGACUUUCCAAAAUUCUUUGAUAACACUUUAGAUCAAAGAAAUAAAACUUUUCACAACAAACACAUGAAAAAAUCCACAAUAUGGUAUCUUUGUGUUGCUUUGACACUUUCUAUUUUAGUCUCUGGACUUCUCUUUCUAACAGUUUAUUUCUUAGUGAAAAGUCCAUCUUUGGAAAAAAGAAAAAACCAAGGGCAUGAUGAUUCUGUCAAGAUAUUCAACUUGAUCAACAACACAAUUUUCACACAUGCUGACAUAUUGAAAGCAACAGGAAACUUCAAAGAGGAAAGAAUCAUAGGAAAAGGAGGAUUCGGAACGGUCUACAAGGGAGUUUUUCCUGAUGGAAGAGAAGUGGCAAUUAAGAAGCUACAAAGGGAAGAAGGAAUGGAAGGCGAAAAAGAAUUUCGUGCCGAAAUGAAAGUCCUUGUUAGUGGUCAAGAAUUUGGUUGGCCACAUCCAAACCUUGUUACACUUUAUGGUUGGUGUCUAUAUGGUUCACAAAGAAUACUGGUUUAUGAGUACAUAGGAGGUGGAAAUUUAGAAGAACUAGUGACUGAUACAACAAAUUUCAAGUAUAUAAGGCGGUUAGAAGUUGCGAUCGAUGUUGCUAAAGCAUUAGUUUAUCUACACCAUGAAUGUUACCCUCCAAUUGUACAUAGAGAUGUGAAGGCUAGUAAUGUUUUGCUAGAUAAAGAUGGUAAAGCUAAAGUAACUGAUUUUGGACUUGCUAGAGUUUUUGAUGUUGGAGAUACUCAUGUUAGUACAAUUGUGGCUGGAACUGUUGGAUAUGUUGCGCCGGAAUAUGGACAAACAUGGCGCGCUACGACGAAAGGUGAUGUGUAUAGUUUUGGUGUGUUGAUUAUGGAGUUAGCAACUGGGAGAAGAGCUGUGGAUGGAAGUGAAGAAUGUUUGGUUGAAUGUGUUAGUAGAAAAGGAUUGAAUUAUUUUGGAUUAGUUGGUGAUGCAAAGGAGAUGUUUGAGUUGCUUCAAGUUGGUGUGAAGUGCACAAAUGAUUCACCACAAGAAAGGCCUAAUAUGAAAGAGGUUCUAGCUAUGUUGAUUAAGAUAUAUAACUCUUAUACUAAUUUGAAUUAUGGACACUUUGUUUAGAUUGUGUUUGUUUCAACUAAAUGUGCUUUUAAGUGCAUGGUCAUUGUAUUUCCACAUACGUUGUUAGUAUAUUUUUUAUUGUUAGGAAACUAGAUGAAGUUGUUUUCAUUUUUAUUUUUUGUAUAUAAAAAUGUUGAUACUAGUGUAAGAUGCAAUACAAUAUUUUAUAGAACAAAACAUGUGAUGCAUAGUUGAAUUGAUUCUUGUGUAAAGGAACUUCAUUAUUCAUGCUGAAGAAGGAGAUGUGCUGUCAUAAUUUGACUUUUGUUUUAGUAUAACCCCUUUCAAGGAA